This is a messenger RNA of Mus caroli (Ryukyu mouse), 2247 nucleotides long. RefSeq names its product chromosome unknown C3orf80 homolog (gene CUNH3orf80). Lineage: Eukaryota; Metazoa; Chordata; Mammalia; Rodentia; Muridae. The record is from RefSeq and is a predicted model, not a curated record.
CCGCCCGUCUGGCGGGGAAGAGCGCGCCGGCUGAAUUAAUCAAGAUCAAGGGGCUCCGGGGCUGAGAGCUCAGCCUUAACCCUUCCAGCGCCGCGGGGUACCCAGGUGCCGGAAGAAGAGCGCGGCGGGCAACGGCCGAGAUGCCCAGAGAGACCCAGCGCAGGCCGGCUCUGUUCAUCUCCCCGGCCCCGCACGCUUCGCCCGGGACCCUGGCGCUCAGGCGCUCCGGCGCGAGGCCACAGGCUCCCGAGGCGGCGACAGCGGUGAGCAGCAGCCGCUUCCCGCAGCCUGGGCGCGCCCCGGGCUCCUCCUCCCGCCCCAGCGUGGCCAAGUGAGCACCGCUCGGGCCGCAGGUAGCCGGGGCGCGGGAGGCGGCGCGCGCGGGACCCAUCGCAGCGCCGGGGCCAGACGGAGCUCCGAGCCUCGCGGUCCCGGACGCCAGCGGAGAUCUGCGCCGGCCAUGUGGGGUCCUGGGGUCACCGCCGAGGGCCUUUCGGUGGCUCCAGCGCCACCGCCGCUGCUGCCGCUGCUGCUGCUGCUGGCGCUGGCGUUGGUGGCGCCCUCGCGGGGCGGCGGGGGCUGCGCGGAGCUGGCGUGCGGUGAGCGGGAGCGCUGCUGCGACUCGGCCAACGCCACGGCCGUGCGCUGCUGCAAGCUGCCGCUCCACGCCUUCCUGGACAACGUGGGCUGGUUCGUCCGCAAGCUCUCUGGGCUUCUCAUCCUGCUGGUGCUCUUCGCCAUCGGCUACUUCCUGCAGCGCAUCAUCUGCCCCAGCCCACGCAGGUACCCGCGUGGCCAGGCGCGACCUGGCCAGGCACGACCCGGGCCUCCCGGGAGUGCGGGACCGCCCGGGACCGCGGGGCCACCCGACGACGACGACGACUCGCCCGCUCUGCUGCGCGACGAGGUGGCCGCGGGCUCGCAGGACUCACUGUUGGAUAGUGGUGGUGGUCGGGGCCGAGGAAGUGGCGGACGCCUCCCUCCCUCCUGCGUUUCGGAGCACGAGCUGCACGUGGUGUCACCGGUGUUCCUCCAGCUGCCCAGCUACGAGGAGGUCAAGUACCUGCCCACCUAUGAGGAGUCCAUGCGGCUGCAGCAGCUCAGCCCGGCGGAGGUCGUGCUGCCCGUGUCGGUGCUCGGCCGCCCGCGAGGCGGCAGUGCCGGGGACUCCGACGGCGGCCAGGGCCGUUUCCCGCUCAUCUGAGUUCAGGGAUCCUCAUGGGGAUCGCCCGGAUCCUACAAGGUUGGGGGCUGCGGGUGGCACGCAACAGCUGGUGUGUUGGCGACCGCCACUGACUGCCUCUGACCACACCUAGCAUCCCUGCACAACCUGUAGCCCCGCGCCUGGGUUGGGGUCAGUCCCCUCCCUCUCGUUUCCCGGGGAAUCUGUGUUUUUCUAUGUUUCUUUGGGCUCAAGGCUGGGCAGCUCGGCGGGGCAAUGGCUUAGGACUAGCCCCCAGCUCUUCUUGGACGGCCAUCCCCGCCCUCUGCCAUGCCUCCCCUUGUGUUCACUGUAAGUGCCUGCUUCUCCAAUCCAAAAGAACAGGUAAACCGUUUGGUGUGUUUAGAGACCAGCGGCUUGCUUUACUGUUGUUAAAAGGGAAGGAGCGUAGGUCCAUUCCUUGCUCUCCUGCUUGAACGGGUCACAGUCUCCCAGGACAUAAUGGUGAGGAGCCUUUGGCUCUGGACCAGGACCAGUGACUGCUGCAUGCAGUCUGUGGAAGCAGCGCUUGACUGUGAUGCGAUCCCUGUGAAGGACCCAGAAAACCCUUUGGUGUCUUCCUGGCUCACAGUUUUGUUGGGGAAGGGGUACCAUGAUGGAUGGCUUAGUGGCUGCAGCUGUUCAAGAUGUAGCAACUAAUUAAUCCAGACCGUAUUUGUAAUGUGGUACCAGCGGACUUUGAUUUUUUCAGUAUGUAGACUGUUUAUUUUGUCCUUUAUUUUUAUAUUUUAUCAUGCAUUAGACAGUUCAACAAGUUGACAAGAUAAUCAGUUUUGUUUUAGGCCAGUUACCGUCAAGAAAUCGCCCACGUGUUGUCACUGUUUAAUACAGUGUUGGACAUCAUUUCAUUAAGGGAGGUCAGGGUCAAGCAGGAAAUGUGACAUAAAAACAUGAAGGAUAUCUUAUUUUCACUAUUUGAGAAUAUAUUUUAUUUUUAGUACUGAAGCAUAAUACAUAACUUUUUAUAAUAACUGUGUACAUUAUGUAGCCUGUCUCUGAACUGUAUCAUUCAUCAUGGAAUCAUG